UAGCCCAGCGUCCGCCGCGCCUUGGCCAAGGCUUCAACAGACCACACCAAAAUGCCAUCUCAAAUGGAACAUGCCAUGGAAACCAUGAUGUUUACAUUUCACAGAUUUGCUGGGGAUAAAGGCUACUUAACAAAGGAGGAUCUCAGAGUACUCAUGGAAAAAGAGUUCCCUGGAUUUUUGGAAAAUCAAAAAGACCCUCUGGCCAUGGACAAAAUAAUGAAGGAUCUGGACCAGUGCAGAGACAGCAAAGUGGGCUUCCAGAGCUUCUUUUCCCUAAUUGCGGGCCUCACCAUUGCAUGCAAUGACUAUUUUGUAGUACACAUGAAGCAGAAGGGAAAGAAGUAGGCAGAAAUGAGCAAUUCCCCCGGCCCUGAUAAGAGUUGUCCCAAAGGGUCACUUAAGGAAUCUGCCCCACAGCUUCUCCCAUAUAAGGAUUUCAUGAG
Molecule: messenger RNA, 443 nt
Organism: Saimiri boliviensis boliviensis (Bolivian squirrel monkey)
Lineage: Eukaryota; Metazoa; Chordata; Mammalia; Primates; Cebidae
Source: RefSeq, a predicted model, not a curated record